Rotaria sp. Silwood2 is the source of this 2406-nucleotide messenger RNA. The record is from the annotation of a GenBank genome assembly. NCBI's taxonomy places the organism in Eukaryota, Metazoa, Rotifera, Eurotatoria, Philodinida, Philodinidae.
AUGAUAUACAGUACUGUCUGCAACACUCCGAAACGCCAAUAUGUGAUUCAAGCUGAUUUAUUUGGUGGAUUCUCGUCACCUUCACUUUCGAUCUAUGAUCAAACUGGCAAACAUUUGAAAUUUCGAUUAAAAUCACAAUUUGUUUUACUACAUUCAGUUCAACUGGUUACGCAUCCAGAAAAGACUCUCAUCGGUAAAUUGAAAGCUAAAAUGAAACCCUUUGUUUAUGCAGCUACAUUCAGCGUGUAUGAUAAUCGUACGAAACAAUGGCGUGAUGGUGUUAUUAAUCAAAAAUUUCAGAUGUUGGGAUUCAAUUGGACAAUUGAAUGGCAUCAUCAUAAGUUGUCGAUGGAAGCUAAGCUAGGCUCAUCGUCUACAAAAUUCUAUGAUACACAAGGAAAUCAUCGACUCUUGGCUGAAUUUCAGUUGCGGUCAAGGUGGUCUUUUCGGACUAAAUACGAUAUGGAAAUUUAUUCCGAUGAGAUUCCUGAUAGUCUCUAUUUCCUAUGUUUAGCUGUCCGUCAUGUAGUAAAAAGAUCUUGAAGCGACAAAUAACAUUCGAUGAAGUUUUUGACUUCUGAUUAAUUUUUUGCAAUAUAUAAUUUAGAAACAUUGUUAGAAGUUUUGAUCAAUAAAAAUAGCAUUCAAAUAAAUUCUGUAUGAGAAAUUUCUGAAAUUUUGAGUCUAAUGUAUUUGUCAUGAAUAAUAUCAUGCCUUAAACCCAAAACUUAAGUCAUUCAGGAGGAAAACAAGCCAAAGAAUAAAUCAUGGCGUGAAUGUUUAAGUUUCUAUCGUAGUGAGCAUGAUGAAAUUCGUGCCAUUUGUUCUUUGAGCAUGUGGAACUUUGCCCUUGAUAUUCAAUAUGAAAAUCAUAAUUAUAAGAAUCGAAUCAUGUGUUGUUUUCGUGUAUUACAUAUCCCGUAAAAUAUUUUAACGUUUCGACGCAAAGCAAUUCUCGUGCAAAUGUGUUGUGACGUAGUUAAAUCAUCAUUCUUACAUUAGCAUAAAAACAUUCAUACAAUUGAUACUUAGAUAGAACGAAUUAUAUAUCGGAUAAGAACUGUAACGGAAAAAUCAUAAUCAAAUAACUGAUAAAUUAAAAAUCGAUGUUAAACAUGAAAGUAUGAUACUUUUCCAUAAGCACCUCAAGCUGUACGCUCAUGCAAAUAACUCCUUGCGUUUUAUUUAGUCAUGUGUAAAGAUAAAGAUGACGAUAUAUGUUUUAGACUAAUCGAUAACGAAACGUAGCAUAUGAUUAUUAUUGUAGUCAAAGACAAAGAUCGUUGUAGUAAUCAUAAGUCAAACACUCCGGUCAACCAAUCGGUGUCAGCUAGUCGAAUGAAUCAUUCCGAUCAGACUACUAAACGAGUCGGCAAACAUUUUAUUGGGAUGUUUAGACAAUGUGUCAUCAUCUAACAAAAAUAUACGAUAGUCCCGAUAGGGUGUAUGAGUGUAUGUAGAUAUUGGUUCAAUUAGAAACACUUCUACACUCAUAUUCACACAUACUCACACCCUCCGCACCCACAAAACAUUUUUUUUUGAAUUAGUAUUCGUAUAUUCUAGAUUAAUUCAUUGUUAUGUUCAUGGUUUACAUUCAUAUAUGCAUCAGAAAUAUGGUUGUAGUCAACUUUCUCAAUUUAUUUUCACCUUAGCAACAUUGAAAAAGCACUUUCAUCCAGCCCCUUUUGAAUAGACCAUAAGUGUAGCUGCAACUGUGACUUUGAGUGUAGACGUGAGCAUGGGUGCAGGUAUAGAUGUGAUUGUAGCUGUGAGUAUGAUAUACGUAUAGGUGUGACUUGGAAAGAAUUACAAUUCUCACUAAACUCCACAUCCUCAAGAUAGGCUUCCUUUUAUUUUAGGAUAUGAAUUCACGAAAAAUACUCCGGUAAAAUCAUACAAUCUCUUUUUCAAUCUUUUUUUGUUUAAUGAUCAUAUCUUACCGAAUUAGAGGACAAAAACUAUAUAUUUUGUCCAGUAGUGAAGGAGAAAGUGGAAGAAUAAAUAAUCGUUUUUGAAAUAAAAUAUAUCCAUAUGAUCCAUAUCGAAUAGCUUUUACUGUUUUCAAAACAAAACAAAAUUUAUUCUCAUUUCCGCUAAAUCUAAACUAUAAACUCCGCAUUUGUAUAAAGUUUUCUAAGGGUGUGGGUGUGAGUGGAUAUAGAUGUUGUAGCAUACAAGAUACACAACGGCACCCAUAUCUCACAUCCCCACUCAUACACCCACACCUGUACUCACACCACCCACGUCCACACCCGAUACUUCACCGGCAUCCCACACCCACCCUCACCCACACCCCACACCCUAUUUUUUUCCUAAUUAGGUAUUAUUGUCAAUAUAAACUGCAACAAUAUCGUAUAUUUCUGUAGUUUAUUUAUCUCACUAGACGAUUACCUGGCAUGAACGUCU